Molecule: messenger RNA, 3384 nt
Organism: Setaria italica (foxtail millet)
Lineage: Eukaryota; Viridiplantae; Streptophyta; Magnoliopsida; Poales; Poaceae
Product: ocs element-binding factor 1
Exons: 1
Coding region: 2645-3067 (140 amino acids)
Biological process (GO): positive regulation of DNA-templated transcription
Cellular component (GO): nucleus
Molecular function (GO): transcription cis-regulatory region binding; DNA-binding transcription factor activity
Source: RefSeq, a predicted model, not a curated record
AAUGGUAGCUAGCAAUCACCCACACGUGGAAAAUUGGAAGACUGCAGAAUUGACUGAGAAGCACGAGUGAUUGUUGACUGAGAAGCACUAGUGAUUGUUGGGCAAUGUCUAAGAUAACAACCAAAUGAUUUUUGUUUGAGCUCAUCCAACCCCACAUGCAUUUAUUUAUUUCGUAGUUGAAAAUUUUGAUCGUCAAGCAUGUCGGCAUCAAGCCAUCAAAAUAGUUAAAGAAGAAGACUUAUUUAAAGAGCAGGUCGAAGAGUUGCAUGUUUGGAUAGAUAUUCUUGUUCCUCGUUGAGGGAUCCAGUAUCAGAAUCCUGAUUCCACUGACAGAAUAUGAAAGAUACACACAAAAAAUAGACAAAAUAAACAAUCAUUAACCCUUCCUUCCACUGCUAAAGAAAUCACAAUCUUCCUUGACCCAACUCCUCGAAAACACCAUGAACCCUAACCAGCCAAACCACCUUCUAAUAGUGUAGUCGUAAAUGAAACCAAAGGAGAAAAAAAGAAAAAGGAAAAGGAAAAGGAAAGAAAAGAACACGAAGCCUAACUUUCUCUGGAGAGAAAAUGUAGGAUAUAAUUUGACCGACAGAUUUGAGGACACAGAGGUGGAAAUGCAAUAAUUUGAUUAAUUUCUAGAGCUACAGAUCGAAUUCGGAAAACCCACUAACAUGCAGAUCAAAGGCCAGUUCAGCGAGAAUUGCGGGAAAUCCAAAACAAGAGACAGGUGCGAUGGGCCGAAAAUUAAGAAAUGAAUGACACGCAGCACAAAAUACGGCCCACAUGUACCAAACAAACAGAACAAAGAAAAGUGAUUGCACGAAUCUACAGGAAUCUUGAAGGAAAACAAACAAAAAGUCAAACCGAUGAUACAUAAAAAUUCCGUAUUUUUAAGAUAAAUAAGCUCAGACUUAGGACAUGUUUAUAUAGACUUUCUCUUUUUUUAAAGCUAGCUUUGGUGGGUUGCUAGUUGAAACUGAAAAAGGGUUAUUUGGUCUGAAUUCAAAUUUGAAGGAAUAAUACAUGUCAAAUAUGUGAUGUAUAUACCCCUCGGAACAAUAUCCUACGGAAGCUAAAAAUUCCCCUCCGCACCUGCCUUUUUUGCUUAACUUCUAGAAGCCCAUUGCUUGUUUCACCUUUUGGCUUUUGACAUGCACAAGAAGCUAACAAAAACUGAAAUAAACAGGACCUGUUACGGUGCUUCUUAAAUGGGUACCUUUGCAAGUUACUAUUUGUGUGUGUGAGAGAGAGGGGGCUAAAAUUAGAGAGAUAGUUGUUCGGGCCAGCCCAUACAAGACGUCCAGCUUGGUUGGCCCAAUAACUUCUGAGAGAGCCCACCGCAUCACAUGCAAUAAAAAAAAAAUAGCACACAUCUCACUGUCAGCAGCCCAGCCUUGACUUGCCCUACGGUACAUUGAACAAACACCAGUGCAAGCGUGCAACAGCAACACAUCAUGUCAUCAUGACCCUUGAACGAACUAUCUUCCUUAACCCUGGUUAUCAACGCAGUCUAAAGCACCCAAACAAACCAAAGUCCCAAAUAAACCCAAUGGAAUCCGUAGCGGACACCUAACCUGAGAUUCCAACGCCCUCUGCCUCCCUCGGCCCUUCUCGCUUUCCCUGGCUGCUUUUUUCUUUGCCUGCCUUUCGCUUUCUCCUCCACCACCAGACCACCACCACCGCACACCUUUCGCUUAGUUUUCCCCCACCCACUUAACCCCUAAGCAAGCCAAGCUCGCCAAGGCUCCUCCUCCCCCCGCGCGGCUAUAAAUUGGAGGCCCCUUCCAAGCCCCAAUUCCCUUUUCCCCUUCUCUCCACUCGCCUCUCUAGGUUUCCUUGCAGCUGCAUGCUGUCCCGCUGCAGCUGUUGACCUCUGCCGCCCUCACCAACCCACUACCCUGCUGCAUCUUUGAACACCCCGGCCCUUUGCUUGCACCAGACACCUGCACCUUUAGUUCCCUGUGCCUGGGAGAUUCCGUUCCGAACCUUCUCGUCGGAGUGGCUGUAGCAAAGUGUCUCUGUGCAGCCAAAACUCUGUCGGAAUUUUCGGCCGGAAACCUUUCUGAUCAGGGCAAGACUCUGCCGGAUUGUUUUUCACACAGGAGACCUAGCUAGUUAGCUGUUCAGUCUGUCACUCUGCCGAAAAUUUUCACCAGAAACCUUGCUGGUUAGGCCGUCACUCUGCCGAAAUUUCUUGCCCAAAAACCUUGUUCUCCAGGCCGACACUCUGCCAAAAUUUUCACCUGGGGUUAGUUUCUUGGUUUCUCAGAGCGCGAUUCUGUCCUAAUUCCGAUCUGAACACCUUGCUUGUUCAAGGCAAAACUCUGCUGGAUUUUUCUUUCGCGACAAGCUCUUUCUUCAUCUGCUUUUCUGACUUGUGCCGUUGCUCGUGCCACGAACCUUUUAAUGUUGCUGCUCUCCUGCUCCCAUCCCCCGUGUUUAUGAUAACAUCCACCGUCCUCGUCCAGUCCUUAUCCGUCGUCUUCCUCUACUGGUUCUAUGUCUUCUCAUAAUUAACCGACUGUACGUAGUAAUUUUCUUGGAGAUUCACGUUCUGAUUUCUGCCAAGAACUGCCAGUAAAAUCGAGCAAGAAAGUGAUUUAUAUUAACCAGGUAAUUGAAUCGGUAAGACGUAAGAAGGAACAUGGCCUCUCCUGCUAGCGUGGUGUCCGCUGCGACCAUGUCGCCGCCGACCGGGUCCGAGGCGCCCGGCUGCGACCCGCAGCUGGCCGCGGUGACCGCGGAGAGGAAGCGCAAGCGCAAGGAGUCCAACCGGCUCUCGGCGCAGCGGUCGCGGGCGCGCAAGCAGCGGCAGCUCGACGAACUGACGGACCAGGUGGCCGCGCUGCGCGCCCGGAACGGCGCCAUGGCCGCGGCCGCCUACGACAUCGAGCGCCGGUGCGCCGCCGUGCAGGCCGAGAACACGCUGCUGCAGGCCAUGAACCUCGAGCUCGGCGAGCGCCUCCAGUCCCUGACCGAGCUCAUCCAGUGGAUGGAGGGCGCCAUGUACCACCAGCCGCAGCCGCAGCCGCAGCUGCUCGACGCCAACAUGUACAACUACUACUAGUACCACCUCUGCUAUCUGCUGGUCGUGUCUUGAGGUCGUUGCAACUUGCCAGUGAUGUUAGCUGUAACUAGCUCUCGGGUUGUGUCCAUGAUCUAUGUACCUAGCUGUGUGUGUAUGUUUGCUUUGCCUCGCCCUGUCGUGUUGUUAUUGGGUGGGCAUUGCCGCAAGGGCAAAGUAGGGUUUUGUGGUGGUGUGUGGGGGUGCGUCACUUUAUAGUGUGACAAGGACGGCAAAGAGCCAAGAAUGUGGUUAAUUGGAUGCCCUUGUGGAACAAGCAACUGCCUUAUAUAUAUAUAUCAUGUGAUUUUGUCAAUUCA